GCAUUCUUCCGCUAGGGCCGGUAGCAGGCGAAACUUCGUCAUGCCUCGGCUUGAUCGUCAAGUUGGUGGGUAUCGGGUUUUCAUUGGCGGUGUUGACCCGCGAGUUGGAAAAGUCGACAUCGAACGGGAGUUUGACAGGUUUGGACCUAUUGCUGACGUUUGGGUGGCUCGGAAUCCCCCGGGGUUUGCAUUUAUCGUAUUCAAGUACUCCGAGGAUGCCGACCGUGCAGUGCGAAGAAUGGAUGGAAGCCGUCCUUUUGGUUCUAGGUUGAGAGUGGAACACGCUGUGAAUACAUCAAAAAGCAACGGCAGAUCCUCAAUGAGUGCGUUACACACUUUCCAAAAUCGUCAGGGUCGUUCUCGAUCAAGAUCUAGAGACAGACGCCGUAGAGAAUCACCGAAGAGAUACUCGCGAUCGCGUCGCUCGUCUUCAAGGCGCCGGAGGUCUCUCAGCGAUCGUCGAAGAGAUCGACGUCGGUCUGGGUCCCGUUCUUACGCCAAGCCCAGGUCCAACGAAGUGAAACGAAAGCGCUCGCCAACGCGCUCGCCGUCUGUUCGGCGAAAGACUCCGAAGGUGGAUCAUCGUAAAGAGCGAUCCAAGUCCCCCCGCCGAUCAGGUCGGUCUUCUGACAUUCGUCGAAACAACACAUCCCGACGAUCACGGUCGCGCUCAAAGCAUUCCGCUAAGGAGACCAGCCGACGAAGUCCUUCCACUCGUCACCGGACGCCUGCAAACCACGAACCAUCCAUUUCCCCGUCUCCCGUCAAAGCGCGUCAUCAAAGCCGGUCCGCUUCCCGCUCUCCCCAUUCUGAUACUGAACGCCAAGAUUCUUACCGUGAUGACGAAAGCCAACACCGCGAUCAUGACUCAAGAUCUCGUUCCGCUUCACCCAUCGAGGAACCCAGAUCACGCUCUAGCAUAAGAAAGGAUCAAUCCAUUGGUCGUUCUGUGCACUUGUAUCUCUUCAAACUCUUGUUAAUAAAAUUUUCAUUACAUUUACUCUUUCAUCAACUAGUUGGGGCUUUCCGACUGCGCUGCGACUGGACCAUGUCUCAGCAUUCCAUUGAGCUAUGUUGA
Molecule: messenger RNA, 1078 nt
Organism: Dicrocoelium dendriticum
Lineage: Eukaryota; Metazoa; Platyhelminthes; Trematoda; Plagiorchiida; Dicrocoeliidae
Source: the annotation of a GenBank genome assembly